Molecule: messenger RNA, 3433 nt
Organism: Microcebus murinus (gray mouse lemur)
Lineage: Eukaryota; Metazoa; Chordata; Mammalia; Primates; Cheirogaleidae
Gene: TTYH2
Product: tweety family member 2
Cellular component (GO): plasma membrane
Molecular function (GO): intracellularly calcium-gated chloride channel activity; volume-sensitive chloride channel activity
Source: RefSeq, a predicted model, not a curated record
GGCCGAGUGGCGGCUGCAGCUGCGGCGGCAGCGAGCGGGUGGCACCACGGCCGAGCCAUGCCGGCGGCGCGCGUGGAGUACAUUGCGCCCUGGUGGGUCGUGUGGCUGCACAGCGUCCCACGCCUCGGCCUGCGCCUGCAGCCUGUGGACAGCACCUUCAGCCCCAGCGACGAGAGUUACCAGGAGUCGCUGCUGUUCCUGGGGUUGGUGGCCGCCGUCUGCCUGGGCCUGAACCUCGUCUUCCUUGCGGCUUACCUGGUCUGCGUGUGCUGCUGCAGGCGGGACCAUGCGGUGCAGACCAAGCAGCGCCACUCCUGCUGUGUCACCUGGACAGCGGUGGUGGCCGGGCUCGUGUGCUGUGCUGCGGUGGGUGUUGGUUUCUAUGGAAACAGCGAGACCAAUGAUGGCGUGUACCAGCUCGUCUACUCCUUGGAUGAUGCAAACCACACUUUCUCUGGGAUCGAUGCUCUGGUUUCCGGAACCACCCAGAAGAUGAAGGUGGACCUAGAUCAGCACCUGGCCCGGCUCAGCGAGAUCUUUGCUGCCCGGGGGGAUUACAUGCAGACCCUGAAGUUCAUGCAGCAGAUGGCAGACAACAUCGCCGUCCAGCUCUCGGGACUGCCCGUGUGGCGGGAGGCCACCGCAGAGCUGACCGAGCUGUCCGACCAGACUAGCUACGUGGAGUACUACCGGUGGCUCUCCUACCUCCUGCUCUUCAUCCUGGACCUGGUCAUCUGCCUCAUCGCCUGCCUGGGACUGGCCAAGCGCUCCAAGUGCCUCCUGGCCUCGAUGCUGUGCUGCGGGGUGCUGAGCCUGUUCCUCAGCUGGGCCUCCCUGGCCGCGGACGCUGCUGCGGCGGUGGGCACCAGUGACUUCUGCGCAGCCCCCGACACCUUCAUCCUGAACGUCACGCAGGGCCACAUCAGCACAGAGGUGACCCGCUACUACCUGUAUUGCAGUCAGCGUGGAAGCAGCCCCUUCCAGCAGACGCUGACCGCCUUCCAGCGCUCGCUGACCACCAUGCAGAUCCAGGUCUCGGGGCUGCUGCAGUUCGCCGUGCCCCUCUUCCCCACCGCAGAGAAAGAUCUGCUUGGAGUCCAGCUCCUGUUGAACUCGUCAGAGUCUAGCCUCCACCAGCUGACAGCCAUGCUGGACUGCCGGGGACUGCACAAGGACUACCUGGACGCCCUCGCCGGCAUCUGCUACGACGGCCUCGAGGGCUUGCUCUACCUCGGCCUCUUCUCCCUCCUGGCCGCCUUCGCCUUCUCCACCAUGAUCUGCGCGGGGCCUCGGGCCUGGAAGCACUUUACCACCAGAAACAGAGACUACGACGACAUCGAUGACGAGGACCCCUUCAACCCGCAAGCCCGGCGCAUCGCAGCCCACAACCCCCCGAGGGGGCAGCUGCGCAGCUUCUGCAGCUACAGCAGCGGCCUGGGCAGCCAGACCAGCCUGCAGCCCCCGGCCCAGACCAUCUCCAACGCCCCCGUCUCCGAGUACAUGAACCAAGCCAUGCUUUUCGGCGGGAACCCACGCUACGAGAACGUGCCGCUCAUCGGGAGAGGCUCGCCCCCGCCUACGUACUCUCCCAGCAUGAGGGCCACCUACCUGUCUGUGGCGGAUGAACACCUGAGGCACUACGGAAAUGAGUUUCCAGCCUAACAGACUUUCAGGGCUUCCUGCCUCCGUUUUCCGUUUUGGUUUUUAAUUAAUGCAAAUACACGCUGCGUUUCUUUAAGAGAAACCAAAGGCAUCUGGAGACUGGCAGGCCCCUGCAGAGGGUGACUGAGAUUCCCGACCAAAGCCCCAGGGGGACAGAAGACCCACCACUUGCUCCAGCCUCUCUUCUGCCUGCCCCCCACCCCAGGAACUGCCCCCGUGUUUGGCUGCCUCGGAGGUACCAGGUGCCGUCCCUAAGCUGGCUGCCUGGCUCGGCUCACCCCUGUACCCCACCCUCACCAGGAGGGGCCCGGCAGGAAAGAAGGACAGAGUCAGGUGCCACCAUGGGGAGCUGUGUGUCCCACUGCUGGGACUGUGCCUCUUGUUAGCACCGAUCUCAUUUUCAGAGUCACCUCUCUGCCCUAGUUCCCUGCAGGUGACAGUGGGGAGGGCUGAUCAGGAGAUGCUUUUUAAGGGAGGUGACAUGCCCAAUGAGACCAGAACAGUCCAAAUCAGAGUUCCCAGGGCCAGGCAGGCUCUUCCUAGGCCACAGAGGGAAGGCAUCAGGAGAGGGAGGUCUGCAGGGGAGGCUGGUGGCUUGGGCAUGGGGGAGGGGGGGGCCACAGCCCACCCUGGGGACCCAGGUAGGGACAGGGGUAAAAGCCCCACCUCCACUGUGGAAACAAAACUGCAAGCUUAUUAGCUGCAGACAGGGACAGUCUCAGGUAUGAACAGACACUUGGAAAGCAAUACUAACCUUUUUUUUUUCCAGUGUUUUAAACAUUUUGAUUAUCCAAAGAAUUGAAACUCAUAGUGCAUCCAGUUUUUACAGCAGACUCAGGGCUCAUUCCUGACACCUGGUUUUUAUACUGGUAGCACUGCUUGGACAGAUUUUGCUGGCACCGGCCAGUUCUUUACAAAUCCAGAGGAGACAGGGAAGAGUGGGUUUUUAAAUAAAAUAAAUGCCAGUGAGACGGCCUGUCCCAAGCUGCUGUUUGACGGGGAUCUGGGCUCAGCCACCCAGGGAGGGAGGAUCUUAAAGAGGGAAAGUUGAACAGAGUCCUCUGUCCCAGGGACCAGCUGAUGCUCACUCCCAACUGUGCCCUCCCUGUUGUCCUCCUGCAAGUUUGUCAGAAAAGGUUUUAGCAAAGCGGCAUCAUGGUGUCUUGAUGUGAGGACAGGCCUCCUCCCUGCCGCCCCCAGCCCCUGUCCUCACCCCAGCCCCUGCCAGGCGCCAGAGCUUGUUGGCCAGGAGGAAAUAACGACCCACCAUCCUGCCUAUUGAGGGGACAGGGUUGGGGUCUUCGGUGCUUCCAACCUCCUGCCAACCCAACGUGCACGGCGCUGAAGCCCCCACGGCCUUGCACGGCAAAGCAGGGGCGUGGGGCGGCUUGGCUCGGGACGAGGGCUCUGUUUCCGUUUUGGAAGAGCCACUUUGUCAACGGCAGAAUGGUUCUCAGCCCCCCAGCCAAGACUCCACGACAGAAUGGGGCCACAGGGCAGCCGGGUCUCACCGUGUCUCACCUGCAUUAACCUGUACAUACCGCGUACCGUGAACACACCUUGGUAUGUCCACGUCACGGGCAGAUAGGGACCCUGCGACGUCAAGGUGUUGCUUCUUAAGGUUUCGUUAUCGGCAACUAGAGGGUUGUUUUUAAUGCAUGGAAACUAAACUAAAAUUCCUCGGGGGUUCCUGAAGGAGUCAGGGGGGCAAACCUCUGCUUGAUACAUGUGCUCCCUCACCCGGAAGAGAAAUAAACCACUUGUACUAAAA